Messenger RNA from Carassius gibelio (silver crucian carp), 1686 nucleotides. RefSeq names its product VPS10 domain-containing receptor SorCS1-like. The transcript has 16 exons. Gene Ontology annotation, cellular component: membrane; Golgi apparatus. The record is from RefSeq and is a predicted model, not a curated record. NCBI's taxonomy places the organism in Eukaryota, Metazoa, Chordata, Actinopteri, Cypriniformes, Cyprinidae. Gene Ontology annotation, biological process: post-Golgi vesicle-mediated transport. The annotation marks the transcript as partial.
AUGCCUCUGCUCUACAGCUCUGUUGAGUUCGGCCGUCGAUGGCAGCUCGUUCACGAGCGGGUGGCGCCCAAUCGAUUCUACUGGUCUAAACUGGGCCUUGAUAAAGAGCCGGGCCUGAUUCACCUUGAGACCAGCAUCUCAGAAACCCAGGCUCUUUAUGUCACAUGCAAGCUUCAGAACUGCACAGAUGCCAACAAGGGCAAACCUUUUCCUGGAUACAUUGACCCCAACUCCCUGGUGGUCCAAGAUGAGUAUGUGUUUGUUCAGGUGUCAACCGGCGGUCGGCCAAUCUACUACGUGUCAUCCAGGCGAGAUGUGUUUACACCCAUGAAGCUUCCCAAAUACACCCUUCCAAAGGAUCUGCAUGUGAUCAGUACAGAUGAGAACCGGGUCGUGGCGGCAGUUCAAGAGUGGAACCAGAAUGACACUUACAACCUGUACGUGUCAGAGGCCGGAGGCGUUUACUACACGCUGGCUUUGGAGAACGUCAUGAGCAGUAUGGGACCAGAGGGAAAUGUCAUGAUAGAUCUAUAUGAGGUGGCAGGAAUAAAAGGCAUGUUCUUGGCUAAUAAGAAGCUGAAUAAUGAGGUGAAGACAUACAUAACCUAUAACAAAGGCCGUGACUGGAGGCUCCUGCAGGCUCCCUCGGCUGAUCUCAGAGGAAACCGAAUCCAUUGUAUGCUGCCGUACUGUUCCCUGCAUCUCCACCUGCACGUAUCUGCAAACCCAUACACAUCUGGAAACAUAGCCAGCAGAGAGUCUGCCCCUGGAAUCAUAGUAGCAUCAGGUUCAAUCGGCGCAGAGUUAACGAGCAGCAACGUUAGCAUGUUCAUCACAUCCGACGCUGGAAACACGUGGCGGCAGAUAUUUGAUGAAGAGUACAGUGUGCUGUAUCUGGAUCAAGGCGGAGCUUUAGUGGCAAUUAGACACACCCCUCUUCCCAUCAGGCACCUCUGGUUGAGCUUUGAUGAGGGGAGGGUGUGGAACAAAUACAGCUUCACUUCAUCCCCACUGUUCGUGGACGGUGUCUUGGGCGAACCGGGCGAGGAAACGCUUAUAAUGACGAUCUUCGGUCACGUCAGUCACCGCUCAGAAUGGCAGCUGGUAAAGAUAGACUUCAGGUCUAUCUUUAACAGAAGAUGCAUCGAGUCUGACUAUGUGCAGUGGGAUUUACAUGACCAGGGUGACCGCUGCCUCAUGGGAGUCAAAAGAGUCUACCGAAAGCUAAAGCCCAUAGCCAGGUGUGUUAUGGGUAAAACCUACUCUGUCACGAUGAUAUCCGAGCCAUGUGACUGCACUGAGUCAGACUUUGAGUGUGAUUAUGGCUUCGAGAGAAGGGCUGAUGGGAAAUGUACUCCAGCAUUCUGGUUCCUGCCCUCCUCCAUGUCUCGGACCUGUACUACAGAACACACAUUCCUCAACAGCACUGGGUACAGAAAGGUGGUGUCUAAUAACUGCACCGGUGGAGUGAUGGAGAAGUACACAGCUCGUAGGCAGCUGUGCCCUAGCCAGGCCCCUCGGGGCCUUCACUUAGUGACCAGCGAAGGGAAGCUAACGGCUUCUGUUGCCAGCAACGUCACCUUUCUCGUCUUCCUGGAGGAGGGUGAUGGAUCGAAAACCAGCAUCACAGUGGAUUUCGGCGAUGGAAAUGCUUUCACCUACUCCAACGUGAGCUCUAUCGAGGAU